Molecule: messenger RNA, 1224 nt
Organism: Triticum turgidum subsp. durum (durum wheat)
Lineage: Eukaryota; Viridiplantae; Streptophyta; Magnoliopsida; Poales; Poaceae
Source: the annotation of a GenBank genome assembly
AUGAUCAUCCUCUGCAUCUGCUUCACAUGUUGCAUGCAGUUGAAAAGGGAAGCCACUCGCAAGAUCAUUUCCAGAGGCGCGUCAAGUUCAAGUGCGUCUGUCCUGCUUGGCGACGUCUCGGCGAUAGCAAAUUUUGUGUCAUCAAAUGUCCUACCGGAGUACUGUCCACAGAAGAAGGAGGUCUUAUGCAAGGCUGCAGGUAAUCUUUGUGCAAGUAUCAAAGACGCGCUCGCCAAGUUCAUGCGUGAAGUCUCUGGACUUGAAGGCUGCAGCGGAGAAGCCGGCAAAAAUAGCACUGAACUUGCAGUGAGAGAAGAUAACAAUGUGGAGAAUGAUGGUGACGAAAUGGAUGUCGACACGCUCCUAGAUGAUACUUCAGAGCUGGCAACUAAGGACAUGGAAGACACGUCGGUCGACGAGCAUGAAGAUGGAAGUUCCGGGGAGGGCGAGGAAGGUGUUUCGAGCAGUGCGGACUCUGAAGAUGAUCCUGACUGGGAAGGUUACAGAGCCACGCGGAGUCGUUCUCGACAAAACAGCUUGACACGGAAUAGCAGCAAUAGCAAAGAGCCUGGAGAUGGAAAAAAUAAACCUAGAGAUGUAACGACCACCGGUUCAGGAAAUGAUGAUUCCAAUAUUCCAGAUGGAAACAAUGAUGGAGUGAACCAAUGCAGCGAAGAACAUGAAAAUGUCGCAAAACCAACAUCGCCAAAUGUUGAUGAGGAUGUGAUGGUACCAACUUUGAUUGUGUCACAGGCAACGGAAGAACCUGGAGAUGUAACAACCAAUGUUUCCGGAAAUGGUUCAGAUAUUCCAGAGGGAGAUCAAGGCAUAGUGAACCGGUGCAGUGAAGAAGAACAUGUAAACGUCGCAAAACAAAAUCCAUCCAGCGGUCAUGUGGAUGUGGUGAUACCAACUUCAGCUGUGUCACUGCCAAGUACUCCUAGCACACAACAGAAAAACACUGAAAAGGAGUGUUCCGUUGAGGAUAUGAUGGCGAUCCAGCCUUCCAGCAUGCUGUUGGGCGGAUCAUCUAUGAUGGCGUUGGAUGAUAAUGUGACCCCCUCAAAGGAAGACAAGAACAUGGACAUGACUCCUGCUAUCAACUUUGUUGAAGGCACUCCUGUUGUUGAUUUGAGUACCCCGGAAAGUUCAGACAGCGAGUGUAAGGUCGUAAGGACCGUAAGAAAACGUUCUCCUGUCAAUGGCCCUAAAACGCCCUCAUGA